Molecule: messenger RNA, 2968 nt
Organism: Phanerochaete carnosa HHB-10118-sp
Lineage: Eukaryota; Fungi; Basidiomycota; Agaricomycetes; Polyporales; Phanerochaetaceae
Exons: 5
Coding region: 303-2711 (802 amino acids)
Source: RefSeq, a predicted model, not a curated record
UUUCCAGCUGAAUUUCCUGCGAUGUAUUAGGCGCCUGUGCCUGGGGUUUAGGCGCUUGACUGCGAUGAUGAUCUUGUUGAGACUUGCUCCACUUGUGCCCGCACCACUUGGUCGCCACUCCGCACCGUCACUGACAGACUUCAAGCCGGUAAAUGCGUCAUGCAAUCCACGUUAGGAGAUUAUAAGAAGUCGCUCUCUGGCUCUCCCGCCCCUCACUACUUAGUUUCUUUUUGCCUCGACUUUACGACUCACACGACCAGUUCUUCGACGCUUUCAACGUUUACAACUACCAUCUAAUCAUCAUGGAAAAGGCAUCCUCUAUUAUCGCCGCCCUCGACGCUGGGAAGCUCCCGUCUCAGCAGCAAAUCGACCAGUUUAUCGACUGGCUUUUGCAGAGUGGUCUCACUCAGGUUGAGCCUUCACCGGACUACGGGGAGCUCAGCCAGCAAGGAAGCGUGCUCGUACAGGAUUUGCGCGACGUCCUCAACGCAUACAAGCAACUAGGAGACAGCAAAAAUGGCGACGACCUCAUUCAGCAGUCGCUCUGGCACUUGCACGAAGCUGAUGUCUCGAACACCUCAACGAACAUUACCGGUUCAGCACCAGACCAAGCUUCGAAGGACGCCUCCGCUUUGGCGCGCGCGCUCCGCACUAUUUUCUCCAUUCUGCUCUCCACCGUGACCCAAGAGUCCCAGAGCGUCUUGCACGACUUCGCCUCCUUCAUGCGCCUCGCGAUCGCAGACGCUGCCGACUAUGUUAGCCAGAGUGCGGGCUCUGCUGCCCAAACGCUUCGACAGGUCGACGAAGAGAUCGAGAAGGGCGACCGUAACGAGGCUGGUUUGAAGAACAAGCCCGAGGAGGAGAAGUUUAAGAACAAGGAUACGAGGGAGCAGUUCGAGGUUACGAUGGACACCAUCAAAGAGGCAGGUUCAGAGACGAUCGGCGCUGCCCAGGUCGCCGCUGCCACCGGCAAGGAUCUCGCGAACCGCACCAACGACCGUCUGCAGGAUGCGUUCAACCAGAUCUGCGACCGUGCACAAGAAAAUCAGGAGUACCAUGACUCCAUCAACACCAUCUUCGACAUACUCAGCAAGUGGCUGCACAAGUCGCUGGACACCGCCGGCGAUGUCAACACCGACACUUCCCUCGAGUCUUUCGUUGACGAUCCAACGCCUGAGAAGCACCUGAUCAAAGCUAUCCGCGGUGUCCGCGAGUUCUUCGAGCGGAAUGCCAAUGGGAAGUCGCUCGACGAUUUCUUUGGUGCUCUUCGCGUGUGCGGUGUCGACAUCCAGCAGGACCAGCAGCUCCGUCAGGCUAUGGACGAUACCCUUGGUUUCAUGCGCCGCUGCGUCGACGAGCGCGGUUUCGUCCGUUCUGGCGAGGCACAGGAGGCGCGCGGGCAACUCAAGACUCGAUGGAGGGAUAUCACGUCUGCCGACACCCCUGAGGGCCAGAAGUGGCGCGAAGACUUCAAGCAUCUCAAGAACGAGGGCAAGGAGUUCAGCGUUGCCCUCGAGGGUGGUGAGGACCUUACUCGCCUGAGGAAGGCGCAGGCCAAACUCGCGUCCGACCUUGAGGACGCAUUCGCUACUGCAGCGUCCAAGGCUGCUGACAAGGCUGCAGAGAAUGCUGGUACCCUCAACCAGCCCAUUUGGAUGUGGCAGGAUAUCUUCAACGCCUACCUUCCGAGGUUGCUCAGUGUUAUCAAGGAUAUACCUAUCCCGAGAACCGAGUACAUGGAUAGCGACGUGGAGUUCAUCCUCGAGGACCUUGAUAUCUCGCGAUUCGCCCUACUUCCGGGACAUGCGUACAUUCGCAAUAUCACCGAUAUCGACAUCAAGGCCCCAUCUGCCGGCGAGGCCCAGACUGCCGUCGGCUCUCUCACUCGCAUCUACGCGCAGGGUAUCCAGCUUGCUCUCCGCGAAGUAUCAUUCUAUUUCAGGCAAAAGACAUCGUCACUCGGACCAUCGGAGUUCUCCGGUAUCCUCGAGCUUACGCUCCCGCCACAGGGUGUCGACGUGGACGUUGUCGUUCGCAUGAUCCCCAAUUCGCCCGAAGGCCUCAAGGAGCGCGAGCUCAAGAAGAGUUUCUGGGACGUCCAGCGCGUCGAGGUCAAGGUCAGCGACGAGCUCGAUCUGACGAUCAAGCAGAGCAACCAUCAAGUGCUCGCUUCGGUCCUCAAGCCCGUCAUCACCUCCCGCUUCCGCGACACGCUCCAGACCGUACUCGCCGAGAAUUUCCGUGGUGCGCUCGAGUGGGUCAACAACGUUGCCUGGGACGUCGGCAACCGCGCAGAGGUCUUCCAAGACGCGGGCCUCCCGCGCGGCGCGAGCCUCGUCGCGGGCUUCUGGAGCGAGCUCGGUAAGCUUAGUCGUGGCGAGGGCGGGUUGCUCAAGGGCUGGAAGGCGACCGGCACAGGCCUCAUCAAGGACGAGGGCAACGCGCGCGGCGACGCCGUGUUCGCCAUGGGAGCCGAGCCGCAGGUGCUCAGCGGUGAGAAGCGUGGCCCGAAGGGCAACUUCUCCGAGAGCGUGAAGGAGCGCGUAGCGGCGGAGAUGGACCGCGCGAAGGAACUUGCGGGCGAGGCGAAGGAGCAGAUCAAGGAGGGUUACCAGCAGGUGAAAUCGUUCACGCAGACGGUCAAGAACAAGGCCGAGGAGGAAAAGAGAAAGCCUGGUUGGGAGAGCAGUGCAUUUGACGUCUCGGCGUGAGUUUCAUAUAGUGUCUCCGACUAGUUGGAUCUCGUGGGUCAUUUACGAUACCUCACUGUACCACAAAGAAGUAUGCUAGUAAUCGCUCUGUCUUGUAUUUUUACUGUGAAACCAAUGAAUAGCAAUGUAGCAUACACAUCUCUUCUCGGCAAUGCCUCAUGGUGGGGUUUGUUGUGGAUUUGCGAAGCUUGCGCACCGGCUCAUGGCGUGUCGCAGUCUCUUGGUGAAGAAUCUUUCGGUACUGAAAGGUUCUUCAU